CAGCCAGGAGAGCUCCUCCGGUGUAGAGCAGAGCCGCUAACCCCACACAGAGGGGCUUGUGAAUGGCCGGGGUGGCAGGCGUCAAGCCGGUUACCUAAUCGGAGACAGGGAGAGCCAGCGGGACAGGAGCGACCCUUUUCCAGUCCAGGGAUUACCAUUUCCAUACACUAUGAUGGAUAUCCCGUCGUCCAUGGCCCUGCCCAUCGUGGUGGUGGUGGUGGUGGUGGCAGGCAUCGUCUACAUCUAUAACGAGGUGAAACGCUUCAUGUCCAAAUCCACCGGGAAGAACAAAGUGGUCGUCAUCACGGAUGCAGUGUCCGUAAUGGGAACCGAGGUGGCCCGUACCCUCCACAAGGGGGGCGCCAGGCUGGUGCUGUGUGGGCCCAGCUGGGACAUGCUGGAGUCCCUACAGGACUCACUGUGUGCUGGAGCAGACCCCAAGGAGACCUUCACUCCUAAGCUGGUUCUGCUGGACCUGUGUGAUACGGCCAGCAUGCCUGACGCGGCGGCUGACAUCGUGGACUGCUACGGCUGCGUAGACGUCAUGAUCCUUAACAGCAGCAUGAAGAUCAAGGCCCCGGUCCAGAACCUCUCGCUGGAGAUGGACCGCAACAUCAUGGACAUGAACUACUUCUCACCCAUCACCCUCGUCAAAGGUGUGCUUCCCUCUAUGAUCUCCAGAAGAGGAGGCCACUUCCUGCUGGUCAACAGCAUCCAGGGAAGACUCUCAGUCCCCUUCCGCACCUCAUACGCUGCCUCCAAACAUGCCAUCCAGGCCUUCUUCGACUGCCUGCGUGCGGAGGUGGAGGAGUACGGCAUCGCCGUCAGCACCAUCAGCCACACCUUCAUCAAGUCCACCCAGCAGGAGGCCGACCUCCUCAGUGCCCACUCCUCUCUAGCCUCCUCCCCCACGCCCUCCCUUACGACCCCUGACGCCACAGCCGCUGAGGCCCCAGCUGAUGCAACUCCUCCUCCACCUCCAACUCCUCCAGCUCCUGCUCCAUCUUCGACUCCUGUGGUCCCCACCCUCUCCUCCUCUUCUCUCCUCUUCGUUGUUAUCGUCGUCACCACCGUGCUCAAAUCCAUCCUGUCCCACAUCAUCAGCUGGCUGAGUUCCGGUAUGACCCUCCCAGGAGCAACAAGAGGCUUUUGUUUCCGGCUGAGUCAUGGCGUGACCCCUCAGGACCUGGCUCAGGAGAUCGUUCGCACGGUGGACUGGCGUCGUCGCGAGGUGCUGCUGGCCCAUCCCAUCCCCCAAGUGGCGCUCUUUCUACGCCAGGUGCUGCCCAGCGCCUUCUUCUCCGUGGUGGCCGCCGGUGUCAAGGACGGAGCCAUGGCCGAACUCAUCAGGACAUGAGGAGAAGAGGAGGGGGGGGCUUUGUUAUGUCUUUAAUGUGCACUGCCUUACAAAGGCAAAGUGCAGUAACUACACAUAUUGACAAAAUUGAGCUUAGACUGAAAAUGGUCUCCAUAACACCUCUUUCAUCUUGUGGCAAAGCCUGAUGGUCCAAAUGUGCCCCGUUUUAGAGAUAUUGCUAUGUCAAAUUUGCAGUAACUACAGUAUCCAACCCAAUUCCAAGGCCUUGAGGGCAUUUUUCUCAGUUUCAAAGUUGAUGUUGUUACUGCACUUUCUCUUUGUCGGCAUGGGUGCAAUUUUAGUGGGAUGGAUUGGGGUGUAAUCAAAGAACUUUUGUGUGAAAGUUCUGUGACAGAAUGUUUGGUCAGCUAUAUAUACUGUAGCCUUACAGGAAGUAUUUUUGACAGCUGACUUUAAUCGCUUAAACCUAAAUCGCCUUCCCGCCAAAAUGGCGUCCAUGAGGCAGUGGGUGCAAUCCAUCAUCCCAACUCCCGGGAGUUUGGAUAACAGAGAGAGCCCAUCGCCUCUGUACUUCCUCAUUGCCAGAAGAUUUUUCAAUCAGCAUGCCAUACUCAUAAGGCUCUUUGGUAGAGAGGAGAAGGAUGUGGUGAAUGUGUAAGAAUAGUGUUGGUGGGUAGAGGUGCAAAUCAAAUCAAAUCAAAUCAUAUCCCAGCUUCUAAUCUGUUGUCAUGAAUUGUGUUUAAAAUGCACUUAACUUAUGAUUUGUGAGCAAUACUGUACUGUAAUCCUACAGUAAAGCGGAAACUUUUCUAAAGCAGUGCAACCUUUCUUUUGUUUUUUUUUCAUUUUUUUUAAUUUUAUUUUAUUAUGAAGUUUGGUUCAGAGAGGGUUUUUAAUCAAUGUGCCAAAUACCAAAACAAAUAUGGUCAUGUACAGGAAGUACAGGUGAUGAUUGGUGCGCUUGUUAGGAAUAACUAGUUUAGAAAGUGCUUGGGUCAAAUUGUGCAUGUAGAAGGUUUAUUUAUAUGUUUAUUUAGCCUAUUUAGAGUAUUUUGUGAUUUUGAAGGUAUGACAUUUGCACCUCUGAUGCUAACAACGGGAAAAAAGGAAAGCCUAAAUCAUGCUGUGUAGACCGAUGAAUGUAAGGACAACGUCUUGAUCUACAGUAUAUUUUGAAGGGAAUAAUUAUGCAGAUAGGGUCAUGUGUUGGAGAUAACAACUUGAUGAUUUUGGAUAGAUGUACAUGCUUUCAUGCUCAGGGCUUGGGGAUCACUGGACACAAGACAAACUAAAACUAGAAACUAAGCUCUAGCUCUUUAAAGGUCCCUGAGAUUAAGAUGUGUAUGUACCUAAUGCAAUGGCAUUGGGGGUCUUGUUGUAAUCCCACCUGUGACCGGCAGAUGGUGCCAGUUUCCUUAUUAUGUGUGACGACACAACAACAUGCUGAAUCACUGUUCACCGUCCACAGAGACAGGAGCAGUAGGCCUACUAUGACAGAAAACGUUGGCCUAUAUUUUUCUGCAAUAAAACAAAUCAGGUAGGCCUAAGUUCACCUUAACAACCAUUCUAUGAUGAGCAUUAUUAGGAGUGUGCGCGUUGUGGGUGUCAAAAUAAAAUUGUAGCCCAGUGCGGAAA
This is a messenger RNA of Engraulis encrasicolus (European anchovy), 2953 nucleotides long. It is a transcript of the gene dhrs7cb, whose product is annotated as dehydrogenase/reductase (SDR family) member 7Cb. Bases 170 to 1357 code for a protein of 395 amino acids. Gene Ontology annotation, biological process: intracellular calcium ion homeostasis. Gene Ontology annotation, molecular function: oxidoreductase activity, acting on the CH-OH group of donors, NAD or NADP as acceptor. NCBI's taxonomy places the organism in Eukaryota, Metazoa, Chordata, Actinopteri, Clupeiformes, Engraulidae. The transcript has 9 exons. The record is from RefSeq and is a predicted model, not a curated record.